AUGAAUUCACUUCUUGACGAUUUAGAGGAAGAAACAGGUGGCCUUUUUCUAGAACUUAUUCGGAUGCUAUUUCUUCCGCUACAUGAAUAUUCAGCUGACCUUAUUUACUAUUCGAUUUCCAAUGUUCGAAGUAAUCGAAAUACCUAUUCCGUAGCAGUUGAAAUAAUUGCUUCAUCGACUGUACAGGUUGAGGGGAUUUUUGGUCGAAUGCUUCAAAUGCUAAUACGAUUCCCAAGAAAAACCGAGGUCUGCUCGCUUGAUCUAUCUUUGAUUGAACAACAAGUGGAACUUUUACUCUCGUUAAAAGACAUUACAAAUCUGACAAGUGACUUAGCGCUUUUUGAAACAAUUUUUGUCCGCAGUAGCUGGGACCAUUUGGCUGCAGUGAUUAAUCGUUUUGACACAAGAUCGGACAAUGGGAACAUGGAGACGAUGAUCAGAGAAACGAAGAAAAUGAAUAUAAGGAUAAAAUUAUUAUUACUGACAAUUGUCCAAAUUUCGCGAAAUAAACAACUAUUUUUCGCCGAAGAACUUCAUAAUGCAAUUCACACCUCUCCACCCGAUCACGCAUCAAUUAUCCGUAUCAUUGUUACAAGAAGCGAGGUAUAUUACUGCCCCAUUGUAGAAAUUGAACCAUUAGUUGAUUUAUCGCAACAUAAACGAUUGCAGUAG
This is a messenger RNA of Dracunculus medinensis (Guinea worm), 672 nucleotides long. NCBI's taxonomy places the organism in Eukaryota, Metazoa, Nematoda, Chromadorea, Rhabditida, Dracunculidae. The record is from the annotation of a GenBank genome assembly.